Uranotaenia lowii is the source of this 1386-nucleotide messenger RNA. RefSeq lists its product as uncharacterized. Gene Ontology annotation, molecular function: ligand-gated sodium channel activity. Gene Ontology annotation, biological process: sodium ion transmembrane transport. Bases 1 to 1386 code for a protein of 461 amino acids. Gene Ontology annotation, cellular component: membrane. The record is from RefSeq and is a predicted model, not a curated record. NCBI's taxonomy places the organism in Eukaryota, Metazoa, Arthropoda, Insecta, Diptera, Culicidae. The transcript is spliced from 6 exons.
AUGAAACAAUACCAAUUUCUGUUGAACAGGCUUACAAAUCAUUCGCGAAAAUUUAUAAUAAAUCUCUUUGAAACUACUUCCGCCCAUGGUGUUCGCCACCUGGUCCAACUUGGUGUCCACAUAGUUGAACGAAUUAUUUGGAUCACAUGUAUAGUGGUUGGAAUAUUUGGCAUGGUAGCGUUGUCUCAACGAAUUUGGGAUCGCUACCAAACAUCACCGGUCGUCAUCUCGAUGGAUAGAAACAUGUACUUCUGGAACACCAGCUUUCCCAGUUUGACCGUUUGUUCCCACCAUCGAAUUGAUGAGCAGAAAGUGAAACAGUACAUCCAAGAUCACCCGGAAAAAUUUACAAUCGAUGGAGAUGUCGAGGAUUUUGAAGAAUUUAUAAUGAAAUUAGCCAACGCAACGUAUGACACAUUUAGUGAAAUUCCCAUGCACAAAACGUAUGGAAUCGAUAGCUCGGAUUAUAUGGAGCUGAUUUCAAAUUUGUCCUGGUCAUUUCAACCCCAGGUCAGUAGUGGAACAACGUUGUUCCUCUAUCUUCAGCCUACGGUCACAGAGUUGGGAUUGUGCAUAUCGGUCAACUCCAGAAUAGCGCAGUACAGUUCUUAUCAAUAUUGGAGGGACCGACGUUGGGACACAACUGAAAACCAUAUCCCGAAUGUUGUUGUUCACCCAUUGGACGGUGAAGUCUACGGUCAGUUGAUUAAGCUAGAGAGUUCCUACGAAGUUUACUUCCACGGGUAUAUGGAGGUUCCGGAGAUCUCUAAACGGCGGUAUUCAUUCAAGGAUGCCUUCUACACCACUGUGGAGUUGCUGGCACUGGAGCUCAUAACAUCGCCCAACGCUAGGGAGUUAUCGGUUUCGCAAAGAAAGUGUCGUUUCACGCACGAAGCUGAAGUAUUACAGUUCAGUCCAGUAUACAGUUACAACCUUUGCCGGAUCGAAUGUCGCAUGCGGUUGGCUGCACGAAUAUGUGGUUGUAUUCCACACUUCUAUCGCAACAAUGGGAAAGCUAACGCAAAGUACCGGAUAUGUAAUUUUGAUGGUUAUCACUGCCUUAGAAAGAACUCAGAUUGUGUUUCAGACAUAUUAUUGACUUUACCACCCAGCACCAAUGUCGAAUGUAACUGUCUGCCAAACUGUGACGAUUCUAACUUUUUCGUACAAGCUUUUCGUUCAAGAGAGUGGUUCUUAGGAGCAAAUCUUCAAUGGGGUUUAACUGACUAUCCAAAGAUGCAGUUGAAUAGAGACAUCAUUUUUGGUUUAUCGGAUGUCUUUGUUUAUAUCGGUGGUCUCGGUGGCUUUUUCCUGGGUUGCAGUUUGAUAACAUUCACCGAGUUCUUGUUCUUUUUAACCUGGCGUCUGUUCAAACGACAAGAUUAA